AUGAGCUCAAACAAGGACUUCACUGUUGCGAUCGUAGGAGGAGGCAUCGCAGGACUUGUAUGCGCUGUCGGGCUUGCUCGCGCAGGCGUUGAGGUCGACGUUUUUGAGGCUGCUUCCAAGUAUGAGGAGAUUGGUGCUGGUAUAGGCAUUGGCGCGAAUGCCAUGCGCUCAUUCGAAGGAAUGGGUAUUCUGGAGGAAGUCAAAGCUCACUCCCAGAGCAUGGGCACAGCCAGCCGCUCGUUCAAGUUCGUGCGCGGGACGGAACCCCACGAUGUCAUUUACGACUACCCUAUAGAUGUCGACGGGAAGAACGGCAAUAUGGGUGCUGUAUUUCACCGUGCUGCUUUCCUGGACGUUCUCUCUCACUUGCUACCGACUAACGCCCGCUCGCACUUCAACAAGCGUUGCGUCUCCGUAUAUACGGAUCAAGAAGGCCGUGUGCGCUUGCGCUUUACAGAUGAUACUGUGCACGAGGCAGAUGUAGUUAUCGGUGCGGACGGCAUCAAGAGCGUUGUUCGCACACAGGUCAUCGGUGAAGAUGCAGACAGGCUCGUGGACACAGGGACAAGCGCUUACAGGGCUUUGAUUCCCGUCCAGCGCCUGCAUGACGCCAAUAUCCGUAAGGAGUUCCUGGAGGACUUGCUGAAGCCAUCGCCGCGCGGCUACAUUGGCCUGGACAAGCACAUCAUCACCUACGCGAUCAUGAACGGCACCAUGCUCAACAUCUCCGCUCUGACAACCGACCUCGCCCACUCAAUGGUCCCCGCGGGACCGCAGGCGUCUUGGGUGACUUGGGUACAGCCUGCAACUCGCGAGGACGUUCUCGAGGCUUUCAAAGACUUCGGACCGGAUGUACGCGCAAUCUUCGAAUGCAUCGAGAAGCCUACCAAGUGGGCGAUGCAUGGCCUGUAUCCGCCCCUCGAGAGCCAUGUCUUCUCCGCAAAGUCUGAGGACGGAGGGGCCGCCAGCAGGAUCAACGUAGUGCUCGUAGGCGAUGCGGCACAUGCGAUGCUUUCCCAUCUGGGUGCGGGAGCCAGCGUCGGGAUCGAGGGCGCGUAUGUGCUCACGAGCUUGCUCGCGCACCCGCAGACGAAACAUGCCAACUUGUCUGACGUUCUUCGCGCGUACAACGUUGUCCGUGUUCCACGAGCGGCCUACGUUGCCAAUGGAAGUAAGCGCGCCGGGGACAUAUAUCAAGGCCAUGGCCCAAGCGGCCCCGGUGACAAAGGCCGCCGUAAAGAUCUUGAUCUUCAGUGGGAGCCAAUUUGGAACUACGACACCCGAGAGGAGCUUUCUCGAGCCGUCAAAUUGCUGGGGGACGAAGGAGUGUUCGCGCGGGAAUGA
Messenger RNA from Peniophora sp. CBMAI 1063, 1344 nucleotides. NCBI's taxonomy places the organism in Eukaryota, Fungi, Basidiomycota, Agaricomycetes, Russulales, Peniophoraceae. The record is from the annotation of a GenBank genome assembly.